AUGGAACUGGAGAAAGCCCCCACGCCUCUCCACGAGGAAGACUCCAAAGUCACCCUCACUAUCAGACUGAUUAUGCAGGGGAAGGAAGUUGGCAGUAUCAUAGGAAAAAAGGGAGAGAUUGUAAAGAGAUUUAGGGAAGAGUCUGGAGCAAAAAUAAAUAUUUCUGAUGGAUCAUGCCCGGAGCGGAUUGUUACGGUCACUGGCAACACAAGUGCUAUCUUUAAAGCAUUUACACUUAUUUGCAAAAAAUUUGAAGAGUGGUGUUCGCAAUUCAAUGAAGGUGGCGGUGGUGGUUCACGCGCCCCCAUUACUCUACGCCUUAUCGUUCCAGCCUCUCAGUGUGGAUCACUCAUUGGCAAAGGUGGUUCCAAAAUUAAAGAAAUUCGUGAUGUCACCGGAGCUAACAUUCAGGUAGCAAGUGAAAUGUUGCCUAACUCAACUGAGAGAGCUGUGACAAUAAGUGGCACCUGUGAUGCUAUAACUCAAUGCAUUUAUCACAUCUGCUGUGUUAUGCUAGAGAGCCCACCAAAAGGCGCAACAAUUCCAUAUAGGCCAAAGCCUAAUGUAGCAGGGCCUGUUAUCUUAGCUGGAGGACAGGCUUACACCAUCCAGGGAAAUUAUGCAGUCCCUGCUCAGGAUGCGGUGUGCGCACCGAUGUUCCCCCUGCUCGAGGUGAAGCCGCCCCUCGUGGGCGCGCUGCCGCCGCACCAUCUGCUACCACCGCCGCUCCACGAACACCACCUUAUUGGAGGUUUAGCCAAAUCGCCAUUAGCUGGCCUCGCUGCUUUGGGACUUGGAGGUCUUGCGCCGGCUAACACUGGUGGAUUGAAUCCGGCUGCAUUGGCCGCUUUGGCUGGCUCUCAACUGCGCACAUCAAACCAGGGCCGCAAUCAGCCCGCUACCAACCAGCAGUCUCACGAAAUGACCGUGCCUAAUGAACUCAUCGGAUGUAUUAUUGGCAAGGGCGGCACUAAAAUUGCUGAGAUCCGUCAAAUCUCGGGAGCAAUGAUCCGGAUAUCAAAUUGCGAGGAGCGUGAAGGUGGCAGCACUGAUCGUACUAUUACCAUAUCUGGUAACCCGGACUCAGUGGCGCUCGCUCAGUACCUCAUCAACAUGAGUGUGGAGCUCCAGAAGGCGAAUCUGGAGGGUAGCACGUCGGGCGGGUCGAGCAGCGCUACAACCAACCCCCUGGCCUCCGCCAUCCCUCUCGCGCAACUCCUCACCAAGACCGGCGCCCUCGGAGCCCUUAAUUCCCUCACCGCCCUCGGCGGACUCACCGACCUCCUCGGCGGAACCAACACACAGCCCGUUCAGACCACAGGCGUACAUCGGAACCACAAAUCGUUCAACCAGCGCCGCCAGGAUGACGACACGCCGACGAAGACCUCGAAAGAGAGAAACAAAUAUAGCCCCUAUUAG
Messenger RNA from Parnassius mnemosyne (clouded apollo), 1419 nucleotides. NCBI's taxonomy places the organism in Eukaryota, Metazoa, Arthropoda, Insecta, Lepidoptera, Papilionidae. The record is from the annotation of a GenBank genome assembly.